Hemicordylus capensis (graceful crag lizard) is the source of this 4357-nucleotide messenger RNA. RefSeq names its product zinc finger DHHC-type palmitoyltransferase 22 (gene ZDHHC22). Bases 347 to 1177 code for a protein of 276 amino acids. The transcript has 3 exons. Gene Ontology annotation, cellular component: Golgi apparatus. Gene Ontology annotation, molecular function: palmitoyltransferase activity. The record is from RefSeq and is a predicted model, not a curated record. NCBI's taxonomy places the organism in Eukaryota, Metazoa, Chordata, Lepidosauria, Squamata, Cordylidae. Gene Ontology annotation, biological process: protein palmitoylation.
UUUACGCCUCCGCUUCUCCGCUGCUCUUCGGUGGUGCUGAAGGGACAGCUCCCUGCGGCGCUCCCCAAGCGUCUCCCCAUCGGGGCGCUGAAGGGGCGGACAGCUCCCCUGUUUAGGCGAAGGCGGUUUCUGCUGGGGCUGAGGGAGGGAGGGCUCCCCACCGAGCCCUGGGUGGUAGCGGUGCCGCUCACGGAAGCUCUCUCCGCGCCUCUGCUGUUCGCGCUGCCUCUGCUGAAAAAGACAGCAGCUGGCUGGCCUGGGGCUCCGCGACGCACAGGGCUGGCCGGUGCUGGAGGGACAGCAGCUUCUCCGCCGCUCCAGGCAUCCAGGAAUGUAAUAAUCCACAAUGCUAGUUCUCAGGUUUCUCAAUGUUGUUGCUCCAGCCUACUUCCUCUGCAUCUCCUUAGUGACCUUCGUCCUGCAGCUCUUUCUCUUCAUCCCCAGCAUGUUUAAAGACCCUCCUGCCACCCCGCUCUUCUCCUCCGCUCUGCUGCGUGGGGCCCUCUUCCUCUUCCUCUCAGCUAACGCUCUGGGCAACUACAUCCUUGUGAUCCAGAACUCCCCAGAGGAUCUGGGCAAGAGCCUGAACUUGGGCGGAGGAACCAAAGCGGUGGAGGACUGGCCGGACAGAAGCAGGUCCCCGGGCCCCUCGGCCUCGCCUGGCACCCACUUCUGUAGACUGUGUGCCAGAGUCACCCACAGGCAUGACCACCACUGUUUCUUCACAGGGAACUGCAUUGGCAGCAGGAACAUGCGGAACUUCAUUAUGUUCUGUCUGUACACCUCCUUGGCUUGCCUCGAUUCCCUGGUGGCCGGGGUGGCUUACAUUUCGGCAGUCCUCUCCACCUCCUUUGCCAGCCCACUGGCUUUCCUUACUCUCCUGCCUCACUCCAUCAGCCAGUUCUUCUCAGGAGCUCUUCUUAGCUCAGAAAUGUUCGUCAUCCUCAUGCUGUACCUCUGGCUGGGAAUCGGACUUGCCUGUGCCGGCUUCUGCUGCCACCAAAUGCUGCUGAUCCUGCGGGGGCAGACGCGCUACCAGGUGCGGAAGGGGAUGGCGGCCCGUACCCGGCCUUGGCAGAAGAACCUGCAGGAGGUCUUUGGGAAGCGGUGGCUCCUUGGACUUCUCAUCCCCAUGCUCAAUGUAGGAAGUGACUAUCACAGGCAGAAGGAGAAGUGACGCCUCCCAGCACAUACAUGUGCACAUGCGCAUCCACACAUGUGUUGCAAUGGACUGCAGCGCUUGGGGGGUACUUCUACUUUUUCCAUCUCUAAGCCUUGCAGCCUUUCAGAGGGGAGGCCGCUAGCAAGCUAAGUGGGCUACAAUGGUGUGUUUUAGCAGGAGAGAGGCCCCCCAACCAUGUAGGUGAAGCUAUGGAAGCCGUCUCGGGAUUGCUAACCGUAUAAAUCAGACCCUCCUCCCUUGGGUCUCUGAAUCAUUCUCUUGCCCUAUUUCUCCCACCCUUUCUCACCAAAUUCUCUCCCACCUUGCCUUCCAUACUUAACUUGCAGUAGGAGCAGCAGCAGCAGCAACAGCAUCUCCCACCAUCUAAAAGGCAGCUCUGUGUUGUUGUGAGUAAAGCUUCAAGCACAGCGUAGAUGCCCGUGGGAUUUGCCCAGUGCGUUACUUGGAGCUUUUUUUGCAGCUUUAAGUGACCCUGCUAUAGAAAGAAGCCAAUUUCACAAGAACAGUCUAGCGUGGUUGGGCAAACAGCACAAGGAAUGAAGGCAGAUGGAGUUUUGCCUGCACACUUCAGAGAUGGAAAGCACUUCUCUGCCCACUUCCUUAUCGCCUCCCUCCAUCCCAACAUGCAGGGAUAGCCGUUCAUAGCCUGACCAUGUGGCUUGCCAGGAUAGCAGAUCUGCUGACUGACUGGGUUUCUUUUCCUUCUUUGCCGAAUGAGGCUCGUUUUCAAGCCUCCGGCCCUGACCCUUGCCUAAUCUCCCUGCUCAAAGCUCAUCGGGUUCCAAGCAAGCAAGAUUGCUUGAGCUGAGCACAAUGAUGGUCAAGGUAGAGAGAAAGCAGGCAGAGUGUGUCACAAGGUACAGUCGCGCAGGGCACCUGGGAGUGCGCAAACAGAGGAGCACACAGCACAGAUGCACAUGUGAGAGAGGAGAGCUGUGAGAAGAGCGGGGUUGUGAGGGCGAAAGGCUUCAUCUGAGAGGCAGACAGAGCACUGUGUGAGGCUGGAGACAGAAGGCAGGGUUUCCUGCCCCUCGUGUCUCUGCAAUCUUCCCUAGGUGGGGGCAGCAGAGCUCAGUUUUAGAUCAGCUGCUCUGCAUGCAGAUGGUCCCAGCUUCAAUCUCUAGCAUCACCAAGUAGGGCUGGAAAAGACCCCUGCCUGAAAUCCUGGAGAGCUGCUGCCAGUCAGUGUCCAGGCCUGCUCAACUUUUGGCCCUCCGGCCAUUUUUGAAUUACAACUCCCAUAACCCCCUGGUGUUGUGGCCAAUAGCCAGGGAUUGUGGGAGUUGUAGGCCAAUAUCUGCAGGAGGGCUGAAGUUGAGCAGCCCUGGUGUAGACAAGACUGAACUGGAUGGACCAGUGGGCCACCUCAGUACAAGGCAGUGGAACAUUAGGCAGUAUAUGUUCCCUUUUGCUUCUGGUGAACAGGUUUUGUAACUCUGCAAACUCUCCUUGACCAGAGACAGCAGUGAGACAAAAGAAAUGUAUGCAUACACCAAAGGCAACCAUGCCUGUAUCACGCGUUCCACUCUCCAGCCUGAGAGAAGAUCAGCCAGAGAGCAUAUGAGGCAUAAUUUUGUGUGUGUCAGAGAGCAAGCUGGUGAGAUAGUGAACUGAACUGUUGAGGGGAGGCGGUAGGCAGCAGUCCUUGAAUGUAGGCCCUCCGAUUAGCACUUUGCAAUGAAUUACUCUUUCAUGAUUAAUAGGGUGGAGAGUUCAGACCCUGUAAUGGAAGAUAAGAGGCAUUUCAAGGGCCAGAAUUCUUCAGGCUCAUUUUAUAAAAUGUUCUGUUUUUAAUGCUGCCCCACAAAUCAAGUUAGGAACAUAGAAAGCUGCCAUAUACUGAGUCAGACCAUUGGUCUAUCUAGCUUGGUAUUGUCUUCACAGACUGGCAGCGGCGUCUCCAAGGCUGCAGGCAGGAAUCUCUCUCAGCCCUAUCUUGGAGAUGCUGCCAGGGAGGGAACUUGAAACCUUCUGCUCUUCCCAGAGGGGAAUAUCUUAUAGUGCUCACACUUCUAGUCUCCCUUUUAUAUGCAACCAGGGCAGACCCUGCUUAGCUAAGGGGACAAGUCAUGCUUGCUACCAUAAGACCAGCUCUCCUCCACAGGAGGAGAGUUCUGAUUCCUUUCCCUAUAUAUCUUUACCUUAAGUACGGACUCUUAGGAUAUACCCACCAGUGUAAGCCUUGAAUGAUACUUUCAGCAAUGUAUUCAACUCCAUAAAGGGAGUUAACAGGGUUAGUCAGGGAUUAAGCAGGCUAGUGGAUUAGCUAACACAUACCUUGUCACAUACUCCCCUUGUUCUCUGUGCCAGGACCCUAUAGUGAUAGGUGCCUCCUCCUCUUCCUCCUGUUUGUUUGUUUGUUUGUUUGUUUGUUAAUUAUUAAAACCUGUCGCCCUGAUACAAUUAAAUGUGCUUUAUGGGACUUUGCACAAACUCAGCAUCCAUCACAUUUUCAAAAUUCAGAAGCACAUAUCUGAGAUUCAAAAUCCAUUUUUGGAGGUGGGGUUGGGAACAUACAGCAGCAAAAUUCAAGCCUAAGUAGAUGUGCAAACAUAGCAAAUGCUGAAAUCUCCCCCCCGCCCCCUGCCCCCUGGUGGGAAAAAAAUAUCAACUUUAUCUGUAGGCAAAAACCAAAUGUAAGAAUUUGAGUUAAAAAUAUCCUCAAAAUGCAAUUUCAGCAUCCUGAAAAGCUUUGCUGUUAUGGAAAGAACUUUGCAUGGCUGCCAUAUUUGAUUGGUUGGCACAAGGCAAGUUCAUGCUGUUUUUUUCUUGAGUCAGCUGGAGCAACCAAUGUACACAGUGGGUGCUGGAUUCUUUCUUUGUCCUGCAUAAGUGUCUUAGGGAUAUGGGUCCAGGUAUUGUCCAAGUUGCGUUUCUCACUUUGCAGUGGAACGUUGUCUUUGACAACCGGCUUUAGCCGCAUCUUUCUCCGUCCUGCUGCUUCCUAGUUCCAUGUGCACACUGGAAACACUAAAUAUAGCAUAGGCUGAAGAAGUGCUCUGUCCAUGAGCACAUUUUGAAGAAAUUAUAAACAGGGUAGAAAGACUGUAGCACACAUAGAAAAUAGGCCUUCUAGCUAAGACAUGCGCUUGCAUGAAAACACCUUUCUUUAUCUACCUAUCCAAUAUGCUGCAUUUUCACAAAUAGAUAACAAUAAAGUGUAUUGAUUUUUUA